Molecule: messenger RNA, 3762 nt
Organism: Myodes glareolus (Bank vole)
Lineage: Eukaryota; Metazoa; Chordata; Mammalia; Rodentia; Cricetidae
Gene: Smim35
Product: small integral membrane protein 35
Source: RefSeq, a predicted model, not a curated record
GUCUGCUCAGCUGUCAAGACUGGGCAGGCGAAGGCAUUUGACCAGGAGCAAAUACUCCAUCUGGGUCCUGUUUUGGUGCAAACAUUUCAGUUCUGGUAAUUUCGUUUUGGUUUUCGGAAUGGGGCUCUCUGGACUGCUGUGUUCAUUUGGGGCUUGGCCUAGAGAAGGCCACCAUUUACUAUCAGUGCUGAAGGACCAGUGAGAUGGCUCAGUGGCAAAGCGUAUGUGCUUUCAAGUCUGAUGGCCUGAGUUCAGUCUCUGGAACUCACAAGAUGUCAAGGGAAAAAGCAACUCCUGAAAGCUGACCUCUGACCUCUGUACAUCCACCAUGGGACACGCUCACCACACACAUGCAAAACAGGUGAGGACUCCAUCAACUCGCUGGGCAUGAUCCUCGGAGUGGGACUGUCUCUGCUGCUGGUGUCCAUCCUUGGCUACAGCUUGGCCAAGUGGUACCAGCGCGGGUACUGCUGGGAUGGGCCUAAUUUUGUCUUCAACUUAUACCAGAUCCGAAACCUGAAGGACUUGGAAGUGGGGCCACCCUUCACCAUCAGUGGCCACAUGAGCAGUCCAGAUGGCGGCUACAUGAAGUUCUCCAAUGAAAGAGUCUGAUAGAGAUGCUUCUAGCCUCUGGAGGUCAGGAGAGGUUCAGACUAACGUCUCCCAAGCACCUGCUUUGCUCAGUCUUCCAUGACCAUCAGAAUCAUCUCGAUGCUUCUCAAACUGCUUCCACCUGCACUCAAAUGCUUCCUUGACAUGAAUGGAAAAGUUCUACUCAUUCAAGCAUUCAUUUAUGCACCAAAAGUUCAUUGAGCGCUCAUUACUAUGCACUACCAUUGACUGGGCGUAGAGGGCACAGAGAUCAAUCAAGAGGAGUUCCUGCUGCCAGCGAGCUGGAAUGAGUGCUGGCUAAAGGACCUUGCAUCAAAGUCGGGGGCCCAGAGAACCAAGGAAAAUAGUCAGCCUCAAGACUAUCCCCAUUUGACAGACCAAAAGGCUGAGGUCCAGUCAGACUCAUUUGAAAGAACAGCUCAUGCCUAGAACCCAGGGAAGCAGUCUUCCCUUUCCCUGGGGAUGCUCUUGGGGCCUCUCCAGCCCAAUAGUCUUGCUGUGGUAGUUGGUUAAUCUUAGUGGACCUUGCUGCGGUAGCUGGUUAGUCUUAGUGGACCUUGCUGUGGUAGCUGGUUAGUCUUAGUGGACCUUGCUGUGGUAGUUGUUCAGCCUGAGUGAACGGAUACCAUGUGUUUGCCCUGCCUCCCACACUCCACCCCAUCCCAGGGUCUAGAGCCCUGACUGUAUUACCUAUGCUGGCUCUUUGCUAACCUUGUAUCCUGCGCUCAGAUCUUCUGUCAUGGACUCCAUGUCUGAGCCUUCCCGCCUCCACUUAGCGUAGUUACUAUAUCACACACCUGAGUGCACCCAGCACCUAUGGGGUGUCUCAUACCACUGCAGGUGUGGAGGGCACCAAGAGUGAGACUUCACACUUCCCAUCUCAUCUUCCCAGGGUGGCCCCGUAGUGACAAGCUGCAUGUUGGAAGCACACUCAGGCUUCCCAGGAGUUGCUUUGCAGAGGACACAUGGGCAGCCUUGAAACAGCAGUGGAAGAAGAGCUUCUGGGGGUGAGGAACUGGCAUAAAUAGAAGGCCAGAGGCAUGAGCAGUGUAGUUUGUUGGGGGGAAGGCAGGUGGAUGUGGGGGCUGGGGGAGGAGAGCGGUGAGCAUGUGAAAGGGAAGAAAUGAGAAGGGACAGGAGCCAGGAGGGUGGUUCUGAAGAAGCCUCUGAGCAGAGGCUUUGAGUGUUGUCUCACAAGUUGGCCAGUAGAACUCAAAGCCCAAAUUUACAUUUUCAAUCCCUCAGCUCAGUAGACAGUGAGAUUAUUUAGUGGCAAGGGAUGCUGGAGGGAAAACAAAUAACAACAAACAAACCUGACCAGGAGGCUAUGGCAAGUGGUACCCGAGAGGGCUGAAGACUCCAGAUGGGCAGGCACGGAAGAAGCAGGAUGGAAUAGCCGCAAGGCCACGGGAAAAGCCAGGCUGAGGAACGACAUAACGGUCCCUUUUCCAUUAGGCAUAUUCUGCACGGUCCCCUUGGCCGUGUGCGUGGGGUUGUUAUUAGCCAUUCUAAGAACCAGUAGAGGAGUCGGAAUUAAGAAGAAAGUGGUGACACCAGUUCAGAGACAUGAAGGGUAAACCACUUUACCCCUCUCUGAAGGCAUUGGAGAAAUGAAUGUGGAUUGGUAGUUGUGGAAGCAGGAGAUGCUGGGGCCCUCCAUGAAUGCCUUUUUGGGGGAUUCUAGACAGUGGCUAAAGAUGGGAGUUGUGUUGAGUGGUAAGUUUCCACAGAGAGGCUGCAGGGCUGUAAGGUGCUGCCAUUCAGGAAUCAUGCAUACUGUGUGUAGAGUGUAGUCCGUGAGUGGGGCUGCUCUUCUAAAGGGCUGCUUGCGAGGGGAAGGAGGAAGGUGGCACUGUGUCUGCCCUUCCCUACUCAUGCCCAGUCCAGAGUCCCUCAACUCUUUGGGUGGGAUAAUUCACUACAGGGAACACUUGACUGUUGCGUCACCCCCUGGCUACGGGCUGAGGCCGUCUGAAGAUCCCCGAGGCUGCUGACUGGGGUCUGCAGUGAACAUGCUCAGCUCAGGCAUGGUUCUUGACACUGUAGGCCAAUAGGACGGCUGCCCGCUCUUCCUAGAGCUAGCGAGUUAGGUGAAUACCCCGAGUUCACAGGCUGGAGAUGGUCAGGAAUCCUCUCCAGACCUGUCUUCUCAUCUCUGUGCCACCCACGAUGCAAGCUCACAGAGAACACAGAGCACGUGCCUCAAAAUUCCCAGUCCUAAGCCCUAAUCCUGUGCCAGACCCACCCUGAGAGCCACUUAAAUAUCUUUCCUCUGAAUGAAAUACGACUAUUGAGCUGAAGCUGAGCAUCUUCUAGGUCCCCCACAUCUCUGCCGCGGCCACACCAUGUUUUCCCUUCUGUACCCAUGCCAUGCACUGCUCUCUAUCAGGUUCAAGUGGUAGUUAACACUUGACUCUUUCCUUCUAUCCAGCCUGUUGUCCUGUCUUGCUUUCUCUGAAGUGUCAUUUGAAUUUGUUCCUUCUCGAUUCCCAUUGCCCUCGCUCAAUACACACACACACACACACACACACACACACACACACGUGCGCAUUCAUCCAUAUGGAUUGAAUGGUGGUGUCCCCGCCCACCCCUCAAUGUUGAAGUCCUAACCUCUAAUGUGAUGGUGGGACUUUGUGGAGGCUAUUGGGCGAGGUCAUGUGGAUGGAGCUUCAUGAUGGGAUUAGUGUCUUCAUAAGAGGAAGAGACCCUAGUUUAUUUCCAUCAUGGGUGGUAUAGCUUCAAGAUUCCUGUAGACAAGGAAGAGGCCCUCCGUGGGAGCUGUAUGAGCUAGAACAGUGAUCCUCAGUUUCCCAGCUGCCAGCAUGCUUCUGGUUAAAGCCCUUCCCCACUGCUAGGUGCUCUCCCAUAGCCAGAGCGAAGGCAGCUUCCCACCCUGCUUAUCUACUCCCUGCCUCAUCCCUGGUGCAGGAUACUGGUUUCUUCCACAGAUGGCGACACUUGUUAGUACGCAAAUGCUUGGUGUUUACCUUUAUUUAUAUCCAGAUAAUCAGCUGCAUGGAGCCAAGGCUGAAUCUCACAUCUGGCAUGUGGUAGGUAACUGCUAAAGGAAUGGACCAUUGGGUUGGCAAGAAAGGCCAGCAAAAUGAAAUGGCUGGUUUUAAUAAAGGUCUCCCUGUUUUCGGCCCUGUU